Ostrea edulis (European flat oyster) is the source of this 1364-nucleotide messenger RNA. Its product is annotated as multiple epidermal growth factor-like domains protein 10. Lineage: Eukaryota; Metazoa; Mollusca; Bivalvia; Ostreida; Ostreidae. The record is from RefSeq and is a predicted model, not a curated record. Bases 64 to 630 code for a protein of 188 amino acids. The transcript is spliced from 7 exons.
UACUUUGGGGUGUACAUGAUGACUUUAACUUGAUAUUGGUUUCUUGCAGAAUGUGACGGUGGGAUGUACGGCGCAGGCUGCACACAGAGUUGCGUCCCCUGUCUACACAACAAACAGUGUCACCAUAUUAAUGGCACGUGUUUGAAUGGCUGUUCUUCCGGGUAUCAGGGAUGGAACUGCAAGGAGAAAUGCCCCAGUGGAUAUUUCGGUAUCAAUUGUGAGAACAGGUGUACCGUGUACUGUGGUAGCAAUGGAAGUUGUGAUCAGGUCACCGGAAUUUGUGAGAGCGGAUGCAAGGAGGGGUGGAGCGGGCCUCUCUGUGGUACAGAGCUAUCAUUCCGCGCUACAACUUGUACAGAUGACAACACCGCCAUCAUCAUAAGUCUUGUAGUAUCUAUUAUCAUAGUGCUCAUCGGAAGUGUCAUCAACUUCCUGAUGUGGAAGAGAAAUCAACCAGGAAACGCAAAGAAAGGAGAAAACUGUACAAGUGAAACAAGGAGUGCUCACAACUCAGAUAUACCAAGCGGUUCAAAUCGGGUUGGAUCCCCGUAUGCAGAACUGGGAGACCUUGCCAAACCGAACACGUAUGAGGAACUUCACCAUCAUACCGAAUCUACCGGGAAAGUCUAAGACGAGUUAUUUGUACUGCAGUUAUUUCCACCGUACUUAGUUUUCUAUGAUGAACUUUCACAUAGAACGUAGCCGGAAAAGUCUAAGACGAAGAUAUAUAUUAUUUUUACUGCAUUUAUUUCCACCGUAUUUAGUUUUCCAUGAUGAACCUUCACAUAGAAUGCAGUACAUUUUUGACGUCGAACGUCCAAUGCAUUUCAUUUCGUUGUCCACAACGCUGACCGUUGAUGAGUGUGUUGUUAUUUUGAAUGCAAUCUAAUGUCUCAAUGAUUUAUGAACAUAUGACGGGAGUACGUGGGAUAAAACUGUUGAAUAAUUACUUAUAUCUUACAUGAACGGUGUGAACCUGUCUUUAUAUAUUUUGAAUGUAUAUAUAUAUAUAUAUAUAUAUAUAUAUUGUUGUAUUAUCAUUGGCGCCCUAGCGAUUAUAGCCCAUGUCAAAAUGACCGUGAUUAACUGAGAACUCACGGGAAAACAUGAUAAAUUGUAAUUGUAUGUAUUGAAAUCUAUCAAUGUUAUUUUCAUUAAUUUAUUGAAUCAUAGAAGUACUUGCGGUUUUGGCGAAAUUCUGCCAAGUUUUUAUGGGGAAAAAUUAGUUUGCGUUGCAGAUAUUUUCUUCUUUAAUUUUUAAAAGAGUAACUCAUACAGGUAGUUACUCUCAAACACAUAUGGAAAUCAACUCAUAUAUACGCAUGCGUAUUACAUAAUCAAAUAAAGUAAGGGUCAUGAAGCAA